CCGGCUUGGCUGGGUCCGGCUCAGCGGGGGCCAUGAUGGGGCUGAGCGGUCUCCGCCAGGCGCACGUAACCCAGAGGUGGGCUCAGCUCCGCUUGCGGGGGCUGGGUGCUCCGGACAGACCCCGUGGGGCCAGACCAGGCGCCCGCGGGGGCGGCUCCAGCUGAAACGGCGGCUGGGCCAUGUGAUCCGGGCCGCUCCCUCUCCAGGAAGCGCCGCGGUGGAGGGGGAGCGCGGGUGGCGGUUGUCCCCUCCCGCUCAGCCCGGAGUCCGGGCGCCGCAGCUCGAAGGGAGCAGAUACUAGACUAUGUCUGUGCUUUUGGUACUGCUGUGUCAGCUGCCAAUAAUGUUUGCAUUUCCUCAUUGCACAAGAAGAUUAAAGGAUUCAAAGCAUACAGGGAAAGAAGUGUUUACAUCGGAAAAAGAAGCCAAUUCGUUCAUCGGACGACAUCUUCUGUAUAACAGAUUUGAUUUUGAAGUAUUUACCCCUGGUAAUCUAGAAAGAGAAUGCUAUGAGGAACUGUGCAAUUAUGAAGAAGCAAGAGAAAUUUUUGAAGACCCUGAUAAAACGAUGACUUUUUGGAAAGAAUAUUCCAUUAAGGGACCCAGCACAAAAUUUGGUGGUGAAGCUACACAGAAAAUUGAUGUUACAGGACUUCUGACUGGCCUAGUUGCUACUGGAGUUCUGUUAGUUAUAACUGGAUUACUUAUUUACUAUUUCUGCAAAAACAGAUGCAAAGCAAGACAACCACCAGGGUACUCAGACAGCGUAUCUAUCAUCUGCAGAAGACAUGAAGAGGUUUCUUUAAAUCCACUCCCUCUAAGAACAGAUGAGUCAGGACUGCCAACUUAUGAAGAAGCAGUGACAUUAGGUGGAAAAUAUGAUGUCCCACCACCACCAUAUCCGGGGCCUGCAAAAGGGUUUAAGAUGUUUAAAAAGUCUCUGUCACUUCCUGCCUCAUAGUCCCAAACUUGACUAUGGGAAUUAAUCUUCAUCGGAAGAUGUACAUUUGAAAAGGGGAAGUACCUUGCAGGACAUUUUUCACAAAUGUGAAAGACCUACAGUUCUUCAGUACAGCUAGGAGAAAGUGAAUUCUUUCAUACUGGAAAGGAAGUUAUUGUUUUGCAAAAAUUUGAUGUAUUUUUCCAGCAUGAAACUUGUUUAUACAGGUUUUUGGUGCUAGAACUGAACUGUGCAUAACGGUACUAACCUUUGAGCUCCCAUGCAUUUUGAGCCAAGUAUCAAACUAUUGAUAUUCCAUUACUAGUUUUAUUUACUGUUUAUUCAGAAGGAAAAAUAUUAAUAAAAUCGGACUUGAUACUAACCAUUUUUUUAAUUAAAACUUUAAACCACUGUGAAUAUAUUGAGCAUUGAAUAACUAACAAAAUAGAUACCUCAUUUGGUUGCUAGGUUGGUUUUGUACUGGUUCUAGAAGUAGUAAUGGGCUCUAUUGAUGAAAGCUAGUUAAUCUGUCAAGCUUGUAUAGCAUGAUGGUUUCUGAAUUAAUUUGUCUAAUUUUAAACAUUACAGUAUUGUCUCAUACUGUCCAGUUAAUGUAGAUUUUACAUGGCAGGAAGCCAUGAUUAGGAGGACACAAGAUAUUCUUUUUGUGAAAAUCAUGGUAGGGGUUAUCUAAAAUAAUGACUACAUGUAUUCUCCUCAACUUCAUCACCUACUUACUGUUCUGUUACAGAACAGUAGUUAUUGCUAGGCAAGUCAGAUAGGUGCCUUUCCCUAGAUCCCAUUAACAAACAACCCAUAGCAAUGGCUAGUUGAUAGCUAGUAGGAUUAUUUCUCUCCUUCCACAUCCCCACCUAAAUAGAUACAGUGUAAAUUUUCAAAGCAUUGUCUGGGGAAGCAAAUUCCCCUUGAACACAACUUCCAUUGAUGACCUUAGUCUUGGAGGUUUAAAGUCAAGACUUCUGGCUGAUAAAACAGGAGUCUAAAAGUUGCUCCUGCAUGCUUAUGCAGGUCACUUACGUUGCCUUGCUGGAAUGACAUUCAUUAGUCUGAGAUUUUAGAAAUCUCUCAUGAGUAGAAUGUCUAGUAAUCAAAAGACAAUGGACAAGCUUUUCAAAAGUGUCUAAUGACUUUGGGUACCUUCAUUUCUGGAGUUCCAAUGGGAAACACCUUUAAAAUUGGGACCCUUUAAGGUCUCACCAGUUGGACAUUCAGAAGCUGAGUGACUUUAGAAAAUCUUGGCCAAUGAUUCAAUAGCAGCAAAUUGAAUUCAAACUUGUAUUUAAAAUGGUUCAUUUGUAUUCAGUCACUGUUUACAUUUAAAGGUUGAAUGUUUACUUGUAACAUGAUUUUUUUGAUAGAGAAGUUCAGUGAGAAACUAUGUAAUGACUCCAUAUCACUGUCUUAAAUCUAAAAAUCUCUCAUCUAAAGAAAAAUUGCUGGAAUACUUGGAAGAUAUCGGGUGCACUGAGAAUACUACAUAAAGCCAAUCUUGCCUGUAAGUAACUCACGUUGACUUAAGUGGAUGGAGAAUUAUUUUCUUGUUACUGUCUGACAGGAUUGAGAGUCAAAUUGGUUUCUCUUCUGUCUGUCAGAUUUACUUAUAGCCGGUGGCAAGUCACUUAAGCUCUCUGUGCCUUACUUUUCAAUCUGUAAAAUGGGUAGAAUACCUACCUCAGGGUGCUGUGAUGUUUAAUUCAUUGCCAUUCAUACUUGGAGUGCUCUGAGAUUCUGGGUUGAAGAGUGCCAUAGAUCAUUUUUAACUGCUGAAGCCUUAAAGAUUGCUUCCAAUCUACUUCAAAGACUGCAUCUCAACUGAUCAGGUGAUAAAUGAAGUGCUGGACUAACAGUCUCAUGGCUUAAUCACAAGGAGAGUGGAAACCAGACGUUAUCAGUGAGAGGUGCUUGACCAUUGCAUUAUCUUGUCAUCUGUAUACUCCAGAUCCCAAAUCUGUUAACCUUCUACUCACUUUGCAAGGUUCAUUUGCUCUCCCAGGCGUUUGCUGGGUGAAAAGAGAUUCAGAAUUGGAUGGAAGAGGUUUGAAGGGGAAAGGUCUAAAGUGGUUUGGGGGUUUUGGACAUUGGUCUGAAUUGUUGUAUCUUGUACAUGUGCCAAAAAACACUGCAUCACUUUUUAAAAUAUAAAUAAAACACUAUAUUAAAUAA
Messenger RNA from Dermochelys coriacea (leatherback sea turtle), 3124 nucleotides. RefSeq names its product proline rich and Gla domain 4 (gene PRRG4). The record is from RefSeq and is a predicted model, not a curated record. Lineage: Eukaryota; Metazoa; Chordata; Testudines; Dermochelyidae. Bases 305 to 961 code for a protein of 218 amino acids. Gene Ontology annotation, cellular component: extracellular region. Gene Ontology annotation, molecular function: calcium ion binding. The transcript is spliced from 6 exons.